AUGCAGUUAUCAUUCAUAUUAACAUCAUCGGUAUUUAUAUUGUUGCUUGAAUUUGUCAAAGCCCUGGUUAUUUCUAAUCCAUUCAAACCAAAUGGAAACUUGAAAUUCAAGAGAGGAGGUGGUCAUAACGUUGCUUGGGAUUAUGACAAGGAUGUUAUCAGAGGUGUCAAUUUGGGUGGUUGGUUUGUCCUUGAACCAUAUAUGACACCAUCGCUUUUUGAACCAUUCCAAAACGGGAAUGAUCAAUCUGGUGUUCCAGUUGAUGAAUAUCACUGGACACAAACUUUGGGCAAAGAUGCUGCUCAGUCCAUUUUGCAGCAACAUUGGAGUACUUGGAUCACGGAACAAGACUUUAAACAAAUUAGUGAUUUGGGAUUGAACUUUGUUCGUAUUCCUAUUGGUUAUUGGGCCUUCCAAUUGUUGGAUAAUGAUCCAUAUGUUCAAGGUCAAGUUGAGUAUUUGGAGAAGGCCUUGGGUUGGGCCAGAAAUCACAAUAUCAAAGUUUGGAUUGAUUUGCACGGUGCACCAGGCUCUCAAAAUGGGUUUGACAACUCCGGAUUGAGAGAUAGUUACAAUUUCCAAAACGGUGACAACACCAAAGUUACUUUGAAUGUAUUGAAUACUAUUUUCAAAAAGUAUGGUGGCAAUAACUACUCAGACGUUGUUAUCGGUAUUGAAUUGCUCAACGAGCCAUUGGGACCAGUCUUGAACAUGGAUAACUUGAAACAAUUUUUCUUGGAUGGCUACAAUUCUCUUAGACAAACUGGAUCAGUUACCCCAGUUAUUAUUCACGAUGCUUUCCAAGUGUUUGGCUAUUGGGAUCAAUUUUUGACUGUUGCAGAAGGUCAAUGGAAUGUUGUUGUUGACCAUCAUCAUUAUCAAGUGUUCUCUGGUGGUGAAUUAUCUCGUAACAUUAACGACCACAUUUCAGUCGCUUGUAAUUGGGGUUGGGAUGCUAAGAAGGAAUCCCAUUGGAACGUUGCCGGAGAAUGGUCUGCUGCUUUGACAGAUUGUGCUAAAUGGUUGAAUGGUGUUAACAGAGGAGCUCGUUAUGAAGGUGCUUACGAUAAUGCUCCAUACAUUGGAUCUUGUCAACCCUUCUUGGAUAUUUCCCAAUGGUCCGAUGAACACAAAACUGACACGAGAAGAUACAUUGAAGCUCAAUUGGAUGCUUUUGAAUACACUGGAGGCUGGGUCUUCUGGAGUUGGAAAACUGAAAGUGCUCCUGAAUGGAGUUUCCAAACUUUGACUUACAAUGGUCUUUUCCCACAACCAGUCACUGAUAGACAAUUCCCAAACCAAUGUGGUUUUCACUGA
This is a messenger RNA of Candida dubliniensis CD36, 1317 nucleotides long. RefSeq names its product glucan 1,3-beta-glucosidase (gene XOG1). The coding region runs from base 1 to 1317 and encodes 438 amino acids. Gene Ontology annotation, cellular component: extracellular region; cell surface. The transcript has a single exon. NCBI's taxonomy places the organism in Eukaryota, Fungi, Ascomycota, Pichiomycetes, Serinales, Debaryomycetaceae. The record is from RefSeq and is a predicted model, not a curated record. Gene Ontology annotation, molecular function: glucan exo-1,3-beta-glucosidase activity. Gene Ontology annotation, biological process: glucan catabolic process.